AUGUUGAUCACCAGCCGCGACAUCGAACUAAACCUGACGAGAAUCGAAUCCAAGUGCAAAGCCAAGCCGAUCGGAACCGGAACUAAGAUGAAACUUUGGCAAAUGUGCAGCCUGUCGCUGCUAGUCCUGGCCAGCUGUGUGGACUUUGCCCAGCCCUCGCUGCUGGGUUUGAAGAAGAAGCUACUUUUUGGUGGUGGUGGCAUCGGCGGAGGCUGGGGAGGAGGCGGCGGCGGUGGAUUCGGCUGGGGUGGAGGCGGAGGAGGCGGCUUUAACGGCGGAGGUGGUGGCUAUCACGGAGGAGGCGGUGGUGUUUAUAAUGGAGGAGGCGGUGGUGGUUAUCACGGAGGAGGCGGUGGUGGUUAUCACGGAGGCGGCGGAGGAGGCUAUCAAGGAGGAGGCCAAGGCCACGGAGGUGGCAGCACUAUCGAUGUCUACAUUGUAAAGCCCGUCUACAGUGGAGGAGGAGGAGGUGGCCACCAGUGGGGUGGUGGCGGCGGUGGCCAUGGCGGAGGAGGCUACCACGGUGGCGCAGGAGGUGGCUACCACGGUGGCGGUGGAGGUGGCUACAAUGGAGGUGGUGGUUACCAUGGAGGCGGCGGUGGACAACCCACACAGUGGGGUGGCGGCGGUGGUGGAUCCGGCGGCAGUGGCUCCUAUGCCAGCAGCAGCGCCAACAGUUGGAGCUACGGAGGAGGAGGUGGCAACAAUGGCGGCGGCUGCCACUCGUGUGGAAACGGUGGCGGCGGUGGAGGUAGUGGCGCCUAUGCCAAGGCCUCGGCCAAUGCCUAUGCAGGAAACUGGUAA
Molecule: messenger RNA, 804 nt
Organism: Drosophila kikkawai
Lineage: Eukaryota; Metazoa; Arthropoda; Insecta; Diptera; Drosophilidae
Source: RefSeq, a predicted model, not a curated record